This is a messenger RNA of Ostrinia furnacalis (Asian corn borer), 1180 nucleotides long. RefSeq lists its product as uncharacterized. Bases 152 to 1078 code for a protein of 308 amino acids. NCBI's taxonomy places the organism in Eukaryota, Metazoa, Arthropoda, Insecta, Lepidoptera, Crambidae. The transcript has 5 exons. The record is from RefSeq and is a predicted model, not a curated record.
CUGUCAUAGCAUCCGUCAUUAUGUCACCAUAAUUAUAUUUUGGACAUUUUUUUAUAAAAAAUACAUUAACAGCCGUUACCAUGUUGAGCCGGAGACAUAAAUAGGAAAACGCAAUAACAAGCCCGAAGUCACCAUUCUCGUGUGCCCAAUUAUGUCCACAGUGUCCAAUAUCCUGAGGUUGCUUUCAGUUCGCAAUGUGAUCAGGAAGAAUUCUUCCACCCCUGGUUGUUUCAGCCGACCUGUCAGAAGGACCUACGCAGACUCGUCAGAAACAGAUUCAAAAUCUAAGCAAAUCGUGGCCCAGGGCACCGAGAAUGAGGAGCGUGUGCGCGUGCGGCGCGCGCGCGUCAGCGACGUGCCGCGCGUGCUGCGCUUCGUGCGCGAGAACGUGCGCGUGGCCUGGCCCGCGCUCGUCGCGCCGCCCGCCGCCUCGCACAUCGUGCUGGUCGACUACGUCACCAGGGCACUUGCUCAAGGCCACUCCAUGCUAGCGGAGCAGCAGGAGACGCGCGGCUGGUCGCAGAUCCGCGGGCUGGCGCUGAGCACGGCGCUGUGCCCGUGGGACGCCGCCAUGCUGGAGCGCUGGGCGCGCUGCGUCAAGUGCCGCCGCUCGCGCAAGCUCAUGAACUUCACAGCACACUGCCUCCGCGCGCCUGCGCUGCACGACAAGUAUAGGGUCCAUAACAUACUGCAAGUUGUCCUCAUCGUUCCUCCUGAAACACCAAAAACUUCUGAGAUCAUCAACGUUCUCGCCAAGAAUGCCAUCCAGAGAGGUCGAGAGGUUGGCUUCCCGCUCAUCAGAUUUGAUGUAUCAAACGACCUUGUUGCCAAAUCACUGGAAGAAUUAAAUCUGAAGAAGGAGUGGCAUCUGUCCUAUGAAAUAGUUCCACAUGCAAUGAAAGAAAGAGACUUCCCAGCUGUUCCAGAAAACAAAUCAGAAACACAAGCGCCUCAAACGUCAAAUUCACCAAAAGAAUCGCGAAACGAAACCAAAAACAAACGCUUCAAUGGAAACUACAUAGCUGUUUAUACUGCCUUUUCUGACUCGGCUAAAAAAAAUACCCUACCAUCAGGAUGAAAAAAAUUAAUCCAUUCGAAUCUUUGAAAACAUAAUAUCUACUGAACCACGCACCUUUUAUAAUUUGACGACCUAGUGACGGUUGCUAAUAAAAUAAAUAAU